GGUGAGUUAGCUUCGUUGCUAAUUGGGCAUGCUGGUGUGCUGACAUUGAGAAACAGACUUUGCUUGUUACUGCGUGAAAUAGUAAAAGGAUCCUCAUCAUGGUGUCAGGAAAACGGCUGGCAGAUAUUGGCUAUCGGGCUUUUUCUGCCUCGAUGAUGCUGCUGACCAUGUAUGGAGGAUACCUGUGUGCAAUGCGAGGAUACCGCUACAUGCAGAAGCAAAACGAGCUGAAAGUGGCAGCAGAGAACCAGGACACUGAAGUCAUCAAAGACUGACGCAGACGGACUCCUUUUUGCACACAUGUGGACAUUUCCCAUUCCUCAUCGUCUUUGUCCAUCACUAAAUGAUAAAGAAGUUUACCUCCUCAGGAUGUUUGUGUGAUUUCAAUGAGCAUAUGGGGCCCUCACAAGGAUGAGGUUUUGUUUCUCAAUCUUCACCAAGCAAAUUAACCAAAAACAUAUUUGCAUCAGUAACCUGUCAAAUCCAGACUGAGCAGUUCCAGGAAUGAAGAUGGCUGUAAUUGUUUGUAUUGUGUUAUAUUAAAUGCCUUUAAACAC
Messenger RNA from Stegastes partitus (bicolor damselfish), 557 nucleotides. It is a transcript of the gene cox14, whose product is annotated as cytochrome c oxidase assembly factor COX14. The transcript is spliced from 2 exons. Bases 99 to 275 code for a protein of 58 amino acids. The record is from RefSeq and is a predicted model, not a curated record. NCBI's taxonomy places the organism in Eukaryota, Metazoa, Chordata, Actinopteri, Pomacentridae.